CGUUAGCCGGCAGAUGGACCAGUGGUGCGCAUGCACGCUGGUUCCGUGCCGUGUGCGCAUGCGUGCGGAUUAGAACGCGGCGCCGUUGUCAUGGAACUGUUGGAGGCAAGGGGUCGGGCUCGGACCGCGAAGCGUUAUACGGUGCCCGGCCCCAACCCUGGCCCCGCACUUCCUUGGGACCGCUUUUCUGCCUGGCUCGAGUGUAUUUGUGUGGUGACAUUCGACUUGGAGUUAGGACAAGCUAUCGAGCUGGUUUAUCCCCAUGAUGUUCGACUUACAGAAAAGGAGAAAACCAGCAUCUGCUACCUGUCCUUUCCAGAUUCCUACUCUGGUAAGAAAUCUACAGAAGGAAGGCAGACUUUCUCCUUAAUGACCUUUUGUAGUAAAUUGUUCUCAUGCGAAUCAUUCUAUUCCAUCCUGAAAUAUAUUUACUUCUGUACUUUAUGCUGUUAUUUCUUAUGUGAGCAUGUGGGAGAUGACGUUCCAGGCAGCGAAGGCCUACAUGUCAAAGUCUCCCUGUACUUGGAAGAUGUCAUCGUUUUCUGCUCAGAUCCACUUUCGCAGGUCUGUCAGCAUCUGUGGAGGGAAAGCAGACGGGAUCGAGCACAUUAUUAUGGAUUUGUGUACUUCCGACAAGUCAAAGAUUGUACAGUUAAACGAGGAUAUUUUCAAAAGUCACUGGUGCUGAUUUCUCGACUUCCUUUUGUGAACCUCUUCCAUUCUCUACUGCAACUAGUUGCACCUGAGUAUUUUGAGAAGCUGGAGCCUUGUCUAGAGGCAGUUUGUAAUGAGGUAGACCAAUGGCCAGCUCCAGUCCCUGGAAAAACACUCAGCCUGCCUGUCAUGGGAGUGGUUAUUCAGGUGCGGAUUCCAUCCAAAAAGGACAAACUCGGAACGAGCCCUCUCAAACAAUCCAACCAGGAGAAUCUAUUGCCAGCACCAUUGGUCAUUCCCACAGUACAUGAGUUGGAUCUGUUUGGGUGUUUCCAAUCAAUUUUGAUACAUAUCCAAAUGCUUUGGGAACUGAUGUUGCUUGGAGAACCAGUGAUUGUCAUGGCAGCAUCACCCAAAAUUUCUUCAGAUCUUGUGCUGGCACUGACCAGCUGUAUUGAGCCCCUGAGAUACUGCUGUGACUAUCGACCUUACUUCACCAUCCAUGACACUGAAUUUAAAGAGUACACAACACGAACACAGGCGCCGCCAAAUGUUAUCUUGGGUGUGACAAAUCCUUUCUUCAUCAAAACAUUCCAACACUGGCCACACGUUAUUCGUAUUGGAGAUGUGAGAAUGUCAGGUGAUUUACCCAAGCAAAUUAAAGCGAAGAAACUGAUGAAGCUUAGAACACUAGACACAAAACCAGGUAUCUACACGUCUUACAAAACAUUUCUGCACAAAGACAAGGCAUUUAUUAAACGGCUUUUAAAGGGUAUUCAAAGGAAACGUCCACCAGAAGUGCAGAGUGUCAUUGUUCGUCGCCACUUACUGGAACUAACUCAAAGUUUCAUUAUUCCCCUGGAGAGAUAUGUUGCUAGUCUGAUGCCACUUCAGAGAACCAUCACUGCAUGGAAGAACCCACCACAGAUCCACCCAUUUAUCAAAGAAGACUUCAUGAAGACACUGGAAUAUGCUGGACCGCAACUGACCUCUGUGCAAAAAGGAGAUUGGGAAGGAUUAUACAGACGCUUUUUUAAAUCUCCUAACUUUGAUGGCUGGUUUCGUAUGAGAUACCAGGAGAUGUGUAAGAAGCUGGAGAUUCUUCACCUUGAGGUGUUGUGUGAGGCAGAUCUACUGAUGUGGGUACGAGAAAAAUCUGAAGUGGAAGUUGUGGACCUGGUUUUGAAAUUGCGUGAGAAAUUGAUAAAAGCAAGGGUUCAUCAGCUUUCAGUCAGGGCAGACUUGCUGGAGAAACUGGAAUUGUACUUGGAAACAGUAAUUAGCUCCCUGCCUGAUGAUCUACAAGUUAUGCUGCACCAACAUUGAUUGGAACAGCAAGCGGUGUGCAGGCAGUUCAGCCCGUCAGAAGAAAUCAACAGAAAGAAGUUGCAUGGACAUCACGUUUUCUGCUGUCAAAUUUUGAAAUAUCCAUGUACAAAGACCAUUGGAUGCGAUGGUUAGGUUGAAAUGGAGUGAAAGCUUCCAUUCAAUAACCAGAGUUAUUUGCAAAUGAUGAACUAAAAUGUUAAUAAUGUAGCCUAACUUGUACACAUAUAUAGUACUACUCUGUAGUUUUAAAAAUGUAUCACUGGAUUCAAUUAAACAGUUUA
This is a messenger RNA of Chiloscyllium plagiosum (whitespotted bambooshark), 2264 nucleotides long. Lineage: Eukaryota; Metazoa; Chordata; Chondrichthyes; Orectolobiformes; Hemiscylliidae. The record is from RefSeq and is a predicted model, not a curated record.